AUGACACUUAAUAUCGCCGACUUCGUGAUGACGCAGAGAAGACACAUGCUCAUUCUGAAUGCUGAAAGUCUCCCGCGUCAGGGCUUCAGCUUGAAAGAGCAUAUUAAUGGAUAUCAGAGGCCGAGGAGCAAAAAGGAAUUUCCUGGAUUUGCUCAUGUCUUGCGUAGAGGUUCAACAGGUAUCCUUCACGCAAUAUGUACUGUAGAAGCUCAGGGCGCUGAACAGAAUUUGAUGCCGGGAGUACAAAAAAUACAAUUACGGAAUUUGCUUUGGCUUGCGCAACUGGAAGCCUCAAUUUCAGGAAAUCGUACCACUGCUCUCUCAGGCGUUUCCUGUACGAUAGCCCCACUAGAAUUGAGGGGUCUUCCAUUGACGGGCCGACUCGGAUUGCCCAACGUCCACAUGGGCAUAAUUUUUGGUAGUCGUCAUAACUGGGCUCUUAUAUUUGGGAAUAGGCUGCGAGAAGGAGUAAACGAGAAGAGACUCUGGAAGGCAGGGGAUAAUUUGAAUAUGCCCCAGACGGCACUUCUCGAAUAUGUUCGCAUUGAUGAUUCCUCCUUGGCACUCCGUAUAUUGUGGGAGAGCGUCAGAAUGUUUGUCGGCGCUGGACAAGGUUGCCUUAAGCGGUCCGAUAGCCUACGCACAGGCCUUAUUCCGCAACGGGUCGCGCCGGAAGGGAAUACUGCUGUCAAGGCGAGGCCGGAGAGGGGAACCGUGUAUGAAGUGGAUGAAGAUGGUUGCAUUAAAGCGAAGGAGAUGAGCGCAGGGGGUAAUGGAAACAACACUAUCGAGUGUAGCAUUCCCCACACCAGAUGGUGUUGGUCUAGGAUGUGUGGAAGAAGUGCUGUGAAGUGGCGUGAUUUUGGAGACCAGUGCGGCUUUUGGCAAGAGAUCGACGCCCGCGGCGACUUGGUCUGGAGGCAUGCGAUGGUAUCCAGAGAUCAUAUUUUACUGCCAGAUAACCGAGAAACAAAGCCAGCAGUUAUCGUGCUUCCGACUUCUCCAUAUAAAACGGAGGCGUGGCAAGCUCUGUCCUUUGCGGAUAUGGCUGAAUCCGGUGCCGAAGGCUCGGGACAUGAAUGGCAAACCGGCAAAUUGACGACGUCGCCGUUACCAGUGAAGAGCCAGCGGAGAGCAGCAGCCACCAAUAACACAAAUAAGAGUUGGUACCCUUGCUUCGAAGCUUGCAUCCCCAAACGUGAUGUUCCCGCUACGAUCCUUCUAAAAGCGCAAACCAUCGAAUUAUCUACCACCUACAGGAGACAAUGUUGA
Messenger RNA from Lindgomyces ingoldianus, 1272 nucleotides. RefSeq lists its product as uncharacterized. The coding region runs from base 1 to 1272 and encodes 423 amino acids. The transcript is spliced from 15 exons. The record is from RefSeq and is a predicted model, not a curated record. NCBI's taxonomy places the organism in Eukaryota, Fungi, Ascomycota, Dothideomycetes, Pleosporales, Lindgomycetaceae.